AUGGUCAAAUUUAGUUGCCCUUUGCUUUCAUAUGAUAGAAAGUGAAAGUGCAUGGGAAGGGAAGAGUCUUGGAUUCUUCACACGCACGCAGGUCAGUGGUCGGCCACAAGUAAAACCUCAAGUUUGGUUGAAUUUACAGGUUAUACCAACACCGAAAGAAAUGUUUGUUUAGAAGAUAAGAAAGAAAAUAAAUAAAUUUGAAUUUUGAAAAUUAUAUGAAAAAGAAGGGUCAGUAGACUCAGGAUCACGACUCAGUAGAUGAUGAGAGAGAAAAGUGAAACCAAAUCAGCGAGCAAAGGGGGAAGAAUACCCUUCUCUUAUUUUCAUCAUGUGCUGAAUCGGUUGAGUUGACUCGAGUUUUAACGGUUUCAGAUUUCUGUUUUUCAGAUUAAUUGUAUGGUGUUGAUUGAAGUUAGAUCUGAGCUAAUAUUGAUAAAAUAGACUUCUAGUUUUUUUUUUAUUUGUUUCAAAGGAGAUGUGGCUGCCAUGAACAAUUCUGUGAAGGACAUGAGUAAGUAGUUGGGAACUCGGGAUUGAAGAUUUUAGAAAGAAAUGGAAGAAGUAGGUGCACAAAUGGCUCCUCCUAUAUUUAUGCAUCAUCAAGCCCUUUCUAGUAGAUUCUGUGAGGCGACUUCUAUGGCUAAAAAGCGCCAUCAUUCGUAUCAAGCUCCAAAUUUUAAUUACCAAUACCAAUCACAGCAACAGAGAAUAGAUAACUGGAACCCUAAGCUAUGGGAUUGGGAUAGCGUCAGAUUUACUGCCAACCCACGAGACUCCUCUGAUUCUCUUCGUUUGGGAGCUUCAGUUGCAUCAGCGUCAGUAGCAUCAGAGGUGCACAAGGUGACGAUAGAGAAGAAUACUAGUGUUAGCGUUGUGAAUGAGGACGAUGGCCGGCUUGAUUUGAAUCUUGCUGGGUGUUUAAAUAGUGUGGAGGAGCCUGUUUCCAGACCCAGCAAAAGGGUCCGGUCUGGACCUCUGGGAAGCACCUCUUACCCUAUGUGUCAGGUAGAUAACUGUAAAGAAGAUCUCUCAAAUGCAAAAGACUAUCACCGACGACAUAAAGUGUGUGAACUUCAUAGUAAAUCUACUACAGCUCUUGUUGCGAAGCAGAUGCAGAGGUUCUGCCAGCAGUGCAGCAGGUUUCACCCACUUUCAGAGUUUGAUGAGGGAAAGAGAAGUUGUAGGCGUAGACUUGCUGGGCAUAACAGGCGAAGAAGGAAAAACCAGCCGGAUGACGUUACCUCCCGUCUGUUAAUCCCUCCAAAUCAGAAUCACGUUAACCCCACAAGUGGGAGUUUGGAUAUUGUCAACCUUCUAGCCACGAUAACUUGUGCACAAGGAAAAACCGAAGACAAAAGCAGCAACCGCUCAUCAGUACCAGAUAGAGACCAAUUAAUUAUGAUUCUUAGUAAAAUAAAUUCACUACCUCUGCCAGCGGACCUAGCUGUGAAGUUGCCAAGUACUGGAAAUUUGAAUGGGAAAAAUCCAGAGCAACCUUCCUCAGAAUUCCAGGGCAGGUUGAACGGGAACACAUCUUCUCCAUCAACCAUGGACUUGCUAGCUGUCCUGUCAACCACCCAAGCUACUUCUGCUCCAGAUGCUCUCACAAUUCUCUCCCAAAGAAGUAGCCAUGGCAGUGAUAGUGAGAAAACAAAGUUGACCUGUCUUGACCAAGCAACUCCUAACUUUAAAAAGAGAAGUACCUUAGAGUUUCCUUCUGUUCAAGGAGAAAGAAGUAGUAAUAGUUACCAGUCGCCUAUUGAAGAUUCAGAUUGCCAAAUUCAAGAAACUUGUGCUAAUUUACCGUUGCAGUUGUUUAGCUCUUCGCCGGAGGAUGACGGCCCACCAAAACUGUCAUCUUCAAGGAAGUAUUUCUCGUCUGACAGUAGUAACCCCACUGACGAGAGAUCUCCAUCUUCAUCUCCUGUUGUGCAAAAGUUGUUCCCAAUGCAGAGCACAACAGAAACUAUGAAGAUUCAAAAGAAAUCUGUCAGCAGGGAUGCCAAUGCAAAUGUCGAAGCGAGCCGGACUUGUGGUUCUGUUAUGCCUCUUGAGCUCUUUAGAGGUUCAAAGAGAGGAACUGAUCAUUGUUCAUUUCAAUCUUUCCCAUAUCAAACUGGGUAUACUUCUUCUUCUGGGUCUGAUCAUUCACCUUCUAGCUCGAACUCUGAUGCCCAGGAUCGCACCGGCCGGAUAAUUUUUAAAUUAUUUGACAAGGAUCCUAGUCAUUUUCCUGGGACAUUGCGGACACAGAUCUACAAUUGGCUUUCUAAUAGUCCAUCAGAAAUGGAAAGCUACAUACGCCCUGGUUGCGUGGUAUUAUCAAUUUAUGUGUCAAUGUCAUCAGCUGCUUGGGAGCAAUUUGAAGGAAAUCUGCUUCAACAUGUCAAUGCUUUGGUCCAAGAUUCAGAUUCAGAUUUUUGGAGAAAUGCAAGGUUUUUGAUUCAUACGGGCAGACAGUUGGCAUCACAUAAGGAGGGGAAGAUUCGUCUAUGCAAGUCCUGGAGAACAUGGAGUUCUCCUGAGUUGAUCUCUGUGUCUCCUUUGGCAGUUGUCGGUGGGCAAGAAAACUCUCUUAUUUUGAGGGGCAGAAAUCUGACUCGGCCUGGAACCAAGAUCCAUUGCAUGUAUAUGGGUGGGUACACAUCACAGGAGGUAACAGGGUCAUCAUAUCAGGGAACCAUGUAUGAUGAGAUAAACUUGGGUGGCCUUAAAUUUCAGAAUGCAUCUCCUAGUGUUAUUGGACGAUUUUUUAUUGAGGUGGAAAACGGUUUCAAGGGCAACAGUUUUCCUGUUAUAAUAGCAGAUGCUGCAAUUUGUAAAGAAUUGAGACUUCUUGAAUCGGAAUUUGAGACAGAGGCUAAGGUAUGUGAUAUCAUUUCCGAAGAUCAGGCUCAUGAUUAUGGCAGGCCCAGAUCAAAGGAAGAAACUGUGCACUUCUUGAAUGAACUUGGAUGGCUGUUCCAAAGGAAAAGGACUUCUGUGCAUGAGGGCCCUGAAUAUUCCUCCACUCGCUUAAAGUUUUUACUCAUAUUCUCAGUCGAACAUGACUGCUGUGCUUUAGUAAAAGCAAUCCUGGACAUUAUGGUAGAGAGAAAUUUGGAUAUGGAUGAUUUAUCUAGGGAGUCUUUGGAUAUGCUGACUGAGAUUCAGCUCUUGAACCGGGCAGUGAAAAGGAGGUGCAGACGCAUGGCUGACUUACUGAUUGGUUACUCUAUAAGUGGCAGUAAUGGUACCAAAAAGUAUAUUUUUCCGCCAAGCCUAGCAGGACCAGGUGGUAUUACACCUCUACAUUUGGCUGCAUGUACAACGGAUUCAGAUGAUAUGAUAGAUGCUUUGACAAAUGAUCCACAGGAGAUUGGGUUGUCCUGCUGGAAUACUCUUCUUGAUAGACAUGGGCAGUCUCCAUAUUCUUAUACCAUUAUGAGGAAUAACCACUCUUACAACAAGCUUGUGGAGCGUAAACUUUCCGACAGAAGAAACGGCCAGGUUUCUGUGUUGAUUGGCAUGGAGAUAGAGCGUUCUGGCUUGACAGCGGACCAGACGUAUCAGAUAAGUUCCCAAUUAAGAAAAAAGCAAAAAUCUUGUGCCAGGUGUGCAAUUGUUGCAACAAAAGUCAACAGAAAGGUUCCAGGUACACAGGGCUUGCUUCAUGGUCCUUAUAUUCAUUCAAUGCUUGCCGUUGCUGCUGUCUGUGUUUGUGUCUGCCUAUUCUUGCGAGGUUCUCCGAACAUUGGUCUUGCUCAAUUUAAGUGGGACAACUUGGAUUAUGGUCCAAAGUAAUCAAUAAUGGCAAAACUUGGAUUAUGGUCCAAGGCAUUGAUAAUGGGAAAGAUACACGGAGCCAAGAUAUUGCUUGCAUCUUAUGGUGCAGUUAGGCCAGAGGAGAUAUAUGCGGUGAAAGUGAUGUAGGGCUUGGUCGAAGAAGACGAUGGCAAUGGAAGAAAACAGCAUUUGUGUUUGUAUAUGAAAAAAUUUACUCAAAUUGCAGAAAGCUAGCGCACCUAAGACCUAAGAAAUACAAAACUUGGAAUUGGAGAUUUUGCAAUGAAAACAAAGCAGAGAUUGAGGUCAAAGAUGAUGAGGUGAUUAAGAAGGCACAAGCAAGUGAAUUAUACAGGUCUGAGAACUUCAACUAAAUUAAUUUAUAUAGUUGUUAUUCCAUUUUUUUUUUUUAAAUUCUAGAAAGCUACCAACUUGCAAGUAUAACUGACUUAUGUAUUGGUUUUUGUCACUGUAAAGAAGCUCAAUCAACCACCCAACAAACUAUACCUGUAUGGUUAGAUAGUGAAAUAUUUGUUGACAUAUAUUUCAAAUAAGAGGGCACUCUAAAUGCCCCAUCUCUCUUUUUCUCUUUGCA
This is a messenger RNA of Mangifera indica (mango), 4360 nucleotides long. RefSeq names its product squamosa promoter-binding-like protein 14. Gene Ontology annotation, molecular function: DNA binding. NCBI's taxonomy places the organism in Eukaryota, Viridiplantae, Streptophyta, Magnoliopsida, Sapindales, Anacardiaceae. Bases 553 to 3783 code for a protein of 1076 amino acids. The transcript is spliced from 11 exons. Gene Ontology annotation, cellular component: nucleus. The record is from RefSeq and is a predicted model, not a curated record.